Messenger RNA from Gastrolobium bilobum, 2748 nucleotides. Its product is annotated as 4-hydroxy-3-methylbut-2-en-1-yl diphosphate synthase (ferredoxin), chloroplastic. Gene Ontology annotation, biological process: isopentenyl diphosphate biosynthetic process, methylerythritol phosphate pathway; terpenoid biosynthetic process. The record is from RefSeq and is a predicted model, not a curated record. The coding region runs from base 38 to 2260 and encodes 740 amino acids. The transcript has 19 exons. Gene Ontology annotation, cellular component: chloroplast. Gene Ontology annotation, molecular function: 4-hydroxy-3-methylbut-2-en-1-yl diphosphate synthase activity (ferredoxin); iron ion binding. Lineage: Eukaryota; Viridiplantae; Streptophyta; Magnoliopsida; Fabales; Fabaceae.
CAAUCUGUGAUGAUUAAGGUGUUGUUGCGCUUCAAAAAUGGCUUCGGGAGCUGUGCCAGCUUCGUUUUCUACCCUCAAGACUUGGGAUUCCAGUUUGGGGUUUGCGAAAAGUAUGGAUUUUGUGAGAGUUUCUGAUUUGAAGAGAAUAAAAUCUGCGAGGACAAAGGUUGCAGUUAUCAGGAACUCAAAUCCUGGCCAAGAUAUUGCUGAACUUCAACCUGCAACCCAAGGAAGUCCUCUUUUAGUUCCUAGGCAAAAGUAUUGUGAAUCAUUACACAGAACUGUCAGGAGGAAAACAAGGACAGUGAUGGUUGGUGACGUGGCUAUUGGUAGUGAGCAUCCUAUAAAAAUUCAGACAAUGACUACAACUGACACUAAGGAUGUUGCUGGAACAGUUGAACAGGUGAUGAGAAUAGCAGAUAAAGGAGCUGAUAUUGUACGAAUAACAGUUCAAGGGAAGAAAGAAGCUGAUGCAUGUUUUGAGAUUAAAAACUCCCUUGUACAGAAAAACUACAACAUACCGUUGGUUGCUGAUAUUCAUUUUGCUCCUGCUGUUGCUUUGCGAGUUGCUGAAUGCUUUGAUAAGAUUCGUGUCAACCCUGGAAAUUUUGCUGAUAGACGGGCUCAAUUUGAACAGUUAGAGUACACAGACGAAGAUUAUCAGAAAGAACUUGAGCACAUUGAACAGGUUUUCACGCCAUUGGUCGAGAAAUGUAAGAAAUAUGGGAGAGCGAUGCGCAUUGGGACAAACCAUGGCAGUCUUUCUGAUCGUAUAAUGAGCUACUAUGGAGAUUCUCCUAGGGGAAUGGUUGAAUCUGCUUUUGAAUUUGCGAGGAUAUGCCGAAAGUUGGACUAUCACAAUUUUGUUUUUUCAAUGAAAGCAAGCAACCCAGUUGUCAUGGUUCAGGCUUACCGUUUACUUGUAGCUGAAAUGUAUGUCCAAGGCUGGGAUUAUCCAUUACACUUGGGAGUUACUGAAGCUGGAGAAGGUGAGGAUGGGAGGAUGAAGUCUGCCAUUGGCAUUGGAACUCUUCUUCAGGAUGGAUUGGGCGAUACAAUUAGGGUUUCUCUCACAGAACCACCAGAGGAGGAGAUAGAUCCUUGCAGAAGGUUGGCGAACCUUGGAAUGAGAGCAGCUGAACUCCAGAAAGGGGUGGCACCUUUUGAGGAAAAGCACAGACAUUAUUUUGACUUCCAGCGCCGAUCUGGUCAACUGCCAGUGCAAAAAGAGGGUGAGGAGGUGGAUUACAGAGGUGUCCUGCACCGGGAUGGUUCUGUUCUCAUGUCAGUCUCCUUGGAUCAGUUAAAAACACCCGAGCUCCUCUACAAGUCACUUGCUGCCAAACUCAUUGUUGGCAUGCCAUUUAAGGAUCUGGCAACAGUAGAUUCAAUCUUAUUGCGGGAACUUCCUCCGGUAGAUGAUGUUGAUGCUCGGCUAGCUCUCAAAAGACUAAUAGAUAUUAGUGUGGGGGUUAUAACUCCUUUGUCGGAGCAGCUAACAAAGCCAUUACCCAAUGCCAUGGUUCUGGUGAACCUUAAGGAACUAGUUACAGGAGCUUACAAGCUUUUACCACAAGGCACACGCUUGGUUGUGUCAGUACGAGGCGAUGAGCCUUAUGAAGACCUGGAAAUUCUCAAAGGUGUUGAUGCUACUAUGCUUCUCCAUGAUCUGCCUUAUACAGAAGACAAAGUUAGUAGAGUGCAUGCAGCAAGGCGGUUAUUUGAGUACCUAUCAGACAAUUCUCUGAACUUUGCGGUUAUUCACCACAUUCAGUUUCCAAAUGGGAUUCACAGGGAUGACUUAGUGAUUGGUGCUGGUUCUGAUGCUGGAGCCCUCCUGGUUGAUGGGCUCGGUGAUGGUCUUCUUUUAGAAUCCCCAGACAAGGAUUUUGACUUUCUUAGAAACACUUCUUUCAAUUUGCUGCAAGGAUGCAGAAUGAGAAAUACAAAGACAGAGUAUGUAUCAUGCCCAUCCUGUGGCAGAACAUUGUUUGAUCUUCAAGAAAUAAGUGCGCAAAUUCGGGAGAAGACCUCACACCUCCCUGGUGUUUCGAUUGCAAUCAUGGGAUGCAUUGUAAAUGGACCUGGGGAGAUGGCUGAUGCAGAUUUUGGGUAUGUAGGAGGUGCUCCCGGGAAGAUUGACCUCUAUGUUGGGAAGGAUGUUGUGAAGCGUGGAAUUGCAAUGGAGCAUGCAACCAAUGCCUUGAUCGAGCUAAUAAAAGAGCAUGGACGUUGGGUUGACCCUCCUGCAGAGGAGUAAAAUCAAGACGGCUCAAUGUCCUGAUUGGCCAAUGAGAUCCUGACACAAGGGCAAUCCAGGAUGAUUGAUUACUGUCGUAUCCUAUUGUAUAUGCUUCAACAUAGUUGGAAAAAAAGCGAAAAUUUCCUAUGAACAAAGUUCCCAAUUAAAGCUGGGGUUGGGGAACUCCUCAGUUGCACCAUGUAUACAGACACCAAUGUGUAUUGCGUUGUCCCCAUCAAUAAUGGUAAUAUUACAGAGAAAUUCUUGGAACAAUGCCAGCUAUACAAUCUCAGUAUGGUUUUGGAUAUAUCAACCAAGCUGUAUCUCCAUCAUUCAGAUUUCAGAAAGUCAAGACUGUCAUCUGUUCUAUUGUAUGUUUACCUUAUGGUUUCUGUUGAGAUGAUACUGUGGUAUCCAUGGAGGCCCAAUUUCUUGAUGAGACGUUUCAUUCAUUCGCACGUUUAAGACAACAAAGAAAAUUAUCUUAAUUACCUUUUUUUUUUAUA